Molecule: messenger RNA, 848 nt
Organism: Amphimedon queenslandica
Lineage: Eukaryota; Metazoa; Porifera; Demospongiae; Haplosclerida; Niphatidae
Product: autophagy-related protein 101-like
Exons: 7
Coding region: 22-678 (218 amino acids)
Biological process (GO): autophagy; autophagosome assembly
Cellular component (GO): Atg1/ULK1 kinase complex; phagophore assembly site
Molecular function (GO): protein kinase binding
Source: RefSeq, a predicted model, not a curated record
CUGAGUCAGCAAGCAAACAAGAUGAACACCAGAUUCCACUCAUUUGAUCUAGUCGUGACGCCUGCUCAAGUUGUAGAUGCAGCCAAAGCAGUGUUCCAUACCAUACUGCUCCACAGAUCAACUGGAAAAUACACUUAUAAUCCACAGAACCCUGGCACAUUCUCUGUUGGUUCUGUCGGUGUAGAAGACACUGACUGUACUUCAAUGGAGUUCACAUACGUGAGACUCUCAGGGGACGACAUGGACCACUGGAUAGCAGGAGAGGUCCAUGGGUUCGCCUCAUCGCUCUGUCAACAAGGGGCGGGGUCAAGAAUGGGGAAGAUAUCGUUAGAGUUUUACGAGCGUAAGAAACCUCGCUGGUUGUUACCGGCCGAAACGAGUAACUGGGAGACAUGGCAGCUCACUUUGCAUGUGGUUGAGCCUAGCACUGAUGCAGAACUCAUACAGCAUCAAAAAAGACUAACUGAAGAAUUAGCAGAUAUAGUGCUUCACAUUGGACGCAUUACGAGUAGACCAGACUACGUUCCUCGUAACCCAACCAGUGACAAUCAUGCUAACGUAUUUGAGACAAGAUUCCUCUCGUUACAACCUUACCUACACAGAAUAUAUUACGAACUACCAGCAGAGACGAUGGCUGGAACUGUCAGGAAAUUGAUUAGAAACACAUUCGCUUAUUAAAUAAAAAAUCACAUAAUUCUCAAAUAAAAUAUUUAUGAUUUCUGCAGGAGAUGAGAAGAGUUUGUUUGCACUUUAAAGUUUUGCAAGGUGCAAGUUGUCAAGUUGUAUUUUAAAAUAAUUAUAAUUUCUUAAGUGCCACAAGUUUGAAAUUUUAAAUUCAGAUUCUAAUC